Molecule: messenger RNA, 1071 nt
Organism: Desarmillaria tabescens
Lineage: Eukaryota; Fungi; Basidiomycota; Agaricomycetes; Agaricales; Physalacriaceae
Exons: 4
Coding region: 1-1071 (356 amino acids)
Source: RefSeq, a predicted model, not a curated record
AUGGCGUGGCUGUUCUCUGCAUCAUCAGUUGAAACCAUGGGUUGGCGUGAUUCAUGUCGAGACUGGCGAGUCUCUCAUCUAGGGUUGGGGCGAAAAGUCUGUAUAUUCAUUCAUUUGUCCUGUCACGCAAAGCUUCACGCGAAACUUUGCCUCAAGCGUCUGUUAAGAAACAAAGUCCUCCCCAAGCCACCUAGUGCGAAGGGCAAGGAGAAGGAAAACUCGCAGCAGCAGACUGGAGGAGGGCAUCCCGUCGUCAUCGUCGACGAAUCUGACGAAGAAACCGAUUCUGGCGAGGACGAAUGGACAUCUUGUGACGAUGAUAGCGCUGAAAUCGAGGCCGUUACUGCGAGUAAUCUCAUGUGGGAUACUUUGAUCUAUUCUCAACCCUCCCCAAAAUAUCCGACAUCCACCUUCCAAUACCACUACGAAGCCCCGACACCCUCGUCAACAACACCGCCUCCCCCGGACGCUGCUAAGCUGCAAGAUGCAGUAUUAGAAGCGGCGCGGCGGCGCGAUAUGGUCACCGAAGAGCGCUUGAGAGCCAAUUUUGGAAGAGCGAUCCAUCUAUCUCCGCCUUCGUCACCGCCUAUACCAACACCCGCAAAGGACCUUCCCACCGUUGCGGAAUAUGCACCGCUAGGAUUUCCAUACAAUUUACUCAUCGCUGCUAUACCUUCGACCCCACGGACGACGAAGCAGAACAUACUCAGGACGGAGAUGUUUGAGAGCAUUUGGCAGAGCCAUCUGUGGUCUCGAUAUAUCCACAAGCAAAGUGUAAGGGGUCCCCGGAGAAAGAGUAGUCCGUCACUGCCUGAUCGUGAGCCUAUCGCAACGAUUAAUCCUGUCGUCCAUCUGACGAAGCGGACGGACGGACGGCACUCUGGUGGCGCUGAUGCUGAGCGAGAAGCAGUGCGGAGGGAGCUUCAGCGGGUACAUCUAACACAGAACAAGACGUAUUGUGCAUCGUGGGACGGAAUCAUGCUCGAUUAUGAAACCAGUUUGUACGCAACAUUGGAAGAUGAUGCAACUGACGGUCUGCUUUACGGAGGUACAAGGAGUUACGUUGUCUAG